Molecule: messenger RNA, 6822 nt
Organism: Xyrichtys novacula (pearly razorfish)
Lineage: Eukaryota; Metazoa; Chordata; Actinopteri; Labriformes; Labridae
Source: the annotation of a GenBank genome assembly
AUGGCUCCGCGUGUUUCUGUCCUAUCGCUGUUUCUGUUGAGCUUCAUGGCCGCGAGAGCGCUUGAGAUGAUUGACAGAAGCGCACCUGACCUCACCUGCAGCCAGGUAAGAAGGCUGAUGUAUUGAUAUCUUAAAGAUGUAACAUUAACUCUGACAACUAAUCAGAUUUUAAACUGGGAAUGAGUUUAUGUUUCUUCCUGUGGCAUUUUUCUCUCUUACAUAACAGCUAAGCAACAAAAAUUUUUAGUAUUUUGUAAUAUUUUGUAAUUUUAAUAUUGUUUAUUCUCACAUUUAUAGAGACAAAAUACACCAUGCAGACUUUUGUUUUUUGAAGGAUGAAUUAAGGGACAAAUUUCAAAAAGGACACAGGACACAUGAGAGUUUAAUGUCCAUUAUUUAUUUACCAUUGUGAGUGAAAAUGAAAACACAUUAACUCUACUUCUCCUUUUUUUAGAGAGUGAUUGAAUAUGCUUCCACCAUGAAAACUUACAAACACAAUAGCAAAAAGAAAAUGUAAUUUUUUCCUUUUUAGCAUUAUCUUGAUUUUUGCAGUCCUAAAAAUCUGUUGAUGGAUGUGUAAAGAAGAAACAUUAUUAGUGUGAAUAAAUGGGCUUCAAUUUUAAAUUUAUUUACUAAUGUUACGCAAGUUUAUCUGCAAAAUGUGCUUUGGUAAAAAUGCUGUCAAGAACUGAAUGAACAGUAAUACAGUGCAUUAAAUACUACACUAUAUGUAUGUAAGAUUUUGGCUCACUUUGGGCUUUGAGGAUUGGAGUGAGAAGCAAUCCCAAUAAGUUUUUACUUACUGAGAAGUUCAUUCCACUUAUUACAACUUAUCUAUACUUUCUCAUGCAAGGGAUCUGUGCACCUCCAACAACUACAACUCGUGUCCCCAGCUUUUGAGCCUCGUUGUCUCGUAUUCUGUGUGAGUGGGGUUACCUAAAAUGGUUUUAACUUUAUCUUCUCUCUUUUCAGGGUUUAUCCUGCCAGAGCCCAGGUAGCAACACGAUCCACACAAGUGCAUCCUAUAUCAUACUAAUCACCUGUAAGAGUAGUCCUGCUCUCUGUCUGUGGCUGAGUCUCUCUUACUUCAGCAGGUUGUCAGUUUGGUCUGCCUGAUCCAGACGAUUCGGUGAAUGUUACCCAUGUGCAGCUUCAAGUGUUUCUGUGCUGCUCUGACACACAGGACUGUAAACCCUGCCUUCAAAUCACAAUAACUAUCCAAGGUAAAGUAGUCAUAAAGGUCAGAUUGCUUUGACUGUCAAACUGAGUCCUUAUCAGAAUGAAUGAAUGAUUAAGUGUGCCGUCACAGAGUUCCUUGAAUAGUUGUUGCCUGCAUCCUCAUUGCUGUUUAACUGGAAAUAAGCCAGUCAGCUGCUGUGGUUUUAAAACAAUGUGUCUUUUGUUUGCUGGCUUGCUGGCUGAUUGGGAUUACAUCACACAUAAAGUUGUGGACACUAAUGAGACAAAGGAGAUUUCUGAGGCAUCUGGUCAACAUGAUAAUGAUGACGGCACCAUCAGUGGGAAUUCAUCAGGGGAGGGGAGCGGUGAUCCAGAAAGAGGUACACAGGCAUACCCUGAACACAAUCCAAAAGACACAGAUUAUGUCAUUUAAUCAUCUUUUUUUAAUUCAAUCACAUUUUUACCAUUUUCUUCUGCUCUGUAUGAAACAGCUUCAGUGGUGGUGCAUCUCAGCUCCCCAGGAUCCCUAGACUGUUUGAAGACACUUUCGAUUAAAACAAGAAAUUCCAGUUUAAACCAAGCAUCACAACAGCACACAGUCAAGGUGAAGAUCUUGAGAUUUUUCUCCACUAUGAACUGACUUAAUAGACAACAAGUUAUUAUAUGACCCCAAAAUACAGGAUAAGCAUAAAAAUAUCAUUUAGUGUAUUCAUGUUUGACUAAUGGCUCCAAAAAACUCAACCAGGGUCCAGUUUUGUUACUUUCCAUCCACCUAACCACUUUUCAGAUGUUUGAAUAGCUGCAAGUAACACCAAAGAAAAAAUUUGAACUUCAGAUAUUCAUAUCAAAAACUUUUGUGUGAGGUUUUGACUCUAAAAUAUGGCUGAACCCAAGCACUAAUGGCCUGGCAAUCUAAGCCCCCAACAUACAGAAGCAAUAUUCUGUGUUGCAGUGUUGCUGGUUUGAUUCCUGGUCAUAACCCUUUGUUGCAUGUUUUAUCCCACUCUGUACUCCCCAUGUAUCCCCACUCUCCAUGUCUCUCUUCAGUUGUACCAUCUAAAAAGGCAAAAAUGCUCAAUAAUAUAACUUAUUAAAGGGGGCUGACCCAUGGGCAAUAUUGUGUAAAACUGAGCUCAUGAUUGUGGUCCUCAAUGUGCUGCUCAGGAUGGUUGGAAAUUUUCUGGAUAUAGACAACCUGGGCAUCAUCAUUAAUGUUCCCACAUCAACUCUAUCUCUAAGUCUGCUUUCAUUCAACUAAAAAGUAUCUACAGCUUCAAAAUACCCAAACAUAAUUUUCUUUGGGUGAUAAUAUUUUGCUAAAUGAUUUGAAUGAAUAUAUUGGGCUUAUAUUUCUUUCCAUCACAGCUGCUGCUGAAGAACCUGAUAUUUGGCAGUCUCAUUGGUGUCCGUGUAUCAUCACACUCAGAGGGCACAGACGACGUUCAAAAUAUUACAAUCCCACCACUAGAGCAAGGUGAGCUAAAAAGUCAUACACUACGUAAACUGAAUUUUUGAUGACUCAUUUCACUGAACCACUCCUUCUCUUAUCUUUCAGUUUGCUCCUUGAACCUAAAGAGGGCUGUCAAGGACUGUGGUGGUAAGAGAAGCUGUGAAAUUUUACACAGUUCAUCUUUUUAGAUGCAUUAAAACAAAGUAUAAUUGUUACAGUUGUGUCUAUGCAGAAGCAUACACUCCGCUGUAUCUGUAUAUACAUAUUUUAUCCAACUAUUAUUUGAUAACUGUACAUAUUUCUACUCAUACUCCGAAAUAUCUUACUGUUUAUAUUCUUAAACGCAUCCACUGUUUAAUAGCAUUUUCUCUUUUUCACACCUGCACUAAUCAGUAUACUGUAUAUAUGAUCAUAUAUAUAAUUAUAUAUAUAUAUAUAUAUAUAUAUAUAUAUAUUUAUUUUUUUUGUAUAGCCUAUUCAUACCUGCAGUAACCAACACUGUGAAUAUAUUUUUAGCAUUUUCAUUGCACAUAUACAUAUAGUAUUUUCAGGUCAUAUCUGCACUGCCCAUAUGUACAUACCUUGCACUUUACUACCUUGCACUUCUGGUUAGAUGCUAAACUGCAUUUCGUUGUCCCUGUACUUGUACUGUGUUCAAUGACAAUAAAGUUGAAUCUAAUCUAAUCUAAGCAUGCACAGAGCAGUGUAAUAUUCACUCAUUAAGUGAAACAUCUCAGUGAAACUUAAUCUUGUGUUUGUGUGUCCAAGCUCCCAGAUUUCGAGUUGUGCCUGGUCAUAAGAGGCAUGAGUUUCUCCUCCAGCUUGAAAAUGAUACCAAUGGCUUACAAGAGGAGAUCAUGUUUUGCAUGGUUAGGAAUAAUGUAUUUGGGGAACAUCUGAGAUGGGUCAGUCAGCAAACUAUUCAUUAAAAAAUAUGCUGAUUUUCAGGAAGAUACUCUUUAUUUAUAUCUCUAACUUCUGCUAAACCUUUUGCAGCCUGCCGAUAAGACAGAAAUUCCUAUUCCUUCACACUCAGUUGCACCAUGCCUGUGCUUCCAGGUAGCUUUUGAUUUCAUUUCACUAAAAAGAAAAGACACCUAUCAAUAACUUUGGGGAAUGAAAUAUACCUGUAAUUCCUUUUAGUCGUGGUGGAAGGGAAAGGAACUCCGAAGAGAAUUCUGCCCUUUUAAAGACGAACAAGGUAAAUAAAGGUCAACCUUUGAGAAAGAGAUUUAUGUGUGGGGAAAUUAUUUAACAGCACAGCAAAAUCUUUUUUCAGACGCCAUGGAGAAGAUGCAGCAGAAUGUAUCCCUGUCUGUGGUUGAGUCUCAGAUGAGGGAGGGAGUCGUGGGGCUGAGCUGGAAUGUGACUGCCCCCUGCUGGCUUGAGGCGGAAGUGUGGCCGUGCAUGAAGGACCCGGUUGGGGACCACUGUGAGGAAGUGAUGGGCUUCAGACAGAGACUGCACUCCCAUGAACAUGCAGGCUGGAGGGCAACACGCAGGGGACACUGGGUAGGGAGAAGAGCUUGGGUUCUGUUAGAUAUAAAGAAAGGAAAGUAACCUUGUAGAUUAACCCAGAUAAUUAACUUUUAAUGAAUCCUAGGUUCCUUUUUAUGAUUUUUUUCAUUCAGUCAUUUCUUCAUUUUCAGAAAACAGGAGAGUUCAACAUAUCAUCACAUCCUCUGCUUUGCAUACAGGUAGUAAUUCCUCUCGUCUGCAAUCCAUUACAUACACUUGUAAAACAUGUUUUGCUGUUUACCUCUCUGAACACUUCACUGACCUUCACUCUGCUAAUCAUUUCUUAGUUAACUAUCCAUGGAAUGAAAUCAUACCUGGAGCCCCACUGUCCAUUUACAAGUAAGACUGUUAAUUAUUGUCCAGAAACAGGUCAAACAUCUUCACUGUUAAAAUAUUAACAACUGAAACAACAUGACUGAUUUUGUUGUAGAUUAUGUUUUAUAGGAAGUCUAUAAUACUUUUAUUUAAAUAUUUUUUUUUGCUUAUUUAUUUAUUUAUUUAUUUAUUUUUUCUUCAGAACCUCGAUGGAGGUGGGUGGUGCCACUUCUCAUUGCAUUGCUUCUUAUUUGUAUCAUCAUACUAGGAGCCUAUUUACUACAAGGGGUCUCACAUGGUCAGUUUUUUUUUUUAAAGAUUUAGGUCACUGAUUUUUGAAAGCAUUGCAAAAAAUAAACACUGUGUUUAAUUUCUCUUACAGGCUACGUGUGGAGGUGGUUGAAAGAAGAUGAAGUUAAAGGUACAAGAAAGCCUUUUCACAUUUUAUACUUUUAUUUUAGAUUCAUAAGAUAAGAUAAGAUAAGAUUCAGUCAAUUUUGUGUUGUUGUAGCCUAUUUAAAUUUUGACUUGAAUGUAUUACCCUUCUUCCUGAAUAUUCUCCUUUACUUGUGAUUGCAAACUCAGCAGUUACUGCUAUUUAUACUCCUCAAGAGAAAUUUAAAGCCUUCAAUUCCCACUUUAAUUUUUUAUAAUCGUAAUAGAACUAUCUUUAUGAUUCAUAAACUUUUGGUGGAAACUUUUUGGAGAUUAGGAGGAUGUUUGUUUACUGUCUCGUCUAAAGGAUGUUGUCUUAAGCUAAGCAAGCUAUUUCCUGCUGUAUUUACACAUAACAGAUGAUUUUAACAGUCUUUAAUCCAGCUUCAUAAAAUAUAAUAAUUCUGUUUCAGUUUUUAACAGGCUCUUAAUCUCUUCAUGUUUCAGGUGCUGUAGGUGGUGGUCAUGUGGUGUUGCUGUACCCACCUGAUGAUGACCAAGUUCUGCUAGAACUGAUGAGUCACCUGGGCUCGUCCCUGCAGGUCUUGGGUUUCAGCGUGUCUUUAGACCUGUGGAGCCAAUCUGAACUUGGGGUUUUGGGUCCUGUGCCCUGGCUCCACUCAAGAUUAAACCGGCUGAAGAAACAGGGUGGCAAAGUAGUCCUGGUCCUUACACAGACUGCCUGGGUCAGGGCUGAAGAAUGGGGAGCUCGUAGCUGUGAGAGAGACAGAGACGUGAAGGAAGUUGGAGGAGAAGGAAACAACGGUGUUCCUUCUCAGGGUAUGGAUGUCUUCACUGCUUCACUGAGCUGUAUUCUAGCAGACUAUUUACAGGGUCGCGCUGGUGAACGGUUCAUGUUGGUGCAGUUUGAAUCACUUCCACCAGAGCCCCCAGGUGGGUUCGGACCACUACCAGAACUUUUCCGUGGGCUUCACGUCUACAGCCUCCCCUCUCAGAGCCUGGGUUUUCUGACUGAGCUGGCAGGGUCUCGACCAAUGGCUACAGCAUCAGCCAGACGUAAAAGGGCGGGAGGGCUCAGGUUGGCAUCCGGAGCACUGGCACGAAGGUUGUCUGGGUUCACAGCAGGGACUACAGUAUUACGUCUUGCAGGGGUGUCCCAGAGUUGUGUUGGGGUUGGAGAAGAAGACUCUGCAGAGACAGUUCCUCUGCAACCAUGUCUUAUUACACCUCCAUCCAGCCCCGACUCAAGCUAUAAGGGCAAGGAAAUGGACUGGGUCUGACAGCAAGAGGAUGGGAGGCGAUGCUGGACUUGAAGAGCCUGUCAUGAGUUAAGGAUAGUUCAGGUAACUUAAAAUCACAUUGCAGCUGAGUCCAGCCUAUUGGCUGGUGGAAAAGGUGUCUUCCGUUCUUUUUCUCAGGAAAGUGGAAAAAAUAUGUCAAUUACAAGAAAAAACAUAAUAUCUAGCUUUAUACUGCUCUGGCUAUUUCUGCUCCAGAGACAUUAAACCACACAGCAUUAAACGACACAUACUUCAAAACAAUUUAAUGAAUAACUCAGUUAUUACACAGUUUGCUUACCAAGCUGAUUAUCUUGGUCACCCUUAUUGCUCUUGACCAGACACUACAUUAUUUAACAUAUUUUGAAUGUAUUUAAAAUAUAAUUUGUUGGUCAGAAAUAUUUGCUAUAGUUUGACAAAAAGACAUUGGAUGUAUUAUUGCUUUCAAUUCAAACUGUGAGAAUUCGAACUGUGAGAAAUGGGGUGAAGUUUCUGUUACCAUCUGUAUUAUUCCUUCCUUUGAUGUUUGUUAUAAGAUCUAAGAUACUUUCAGACUUUGUUUGUAUCUUAUAAUUCAUGUUUUUACAUAUUUAUUACCUCUUUAUAUUGUAUGUAUGUUAUGUUUGUUAUAAUGUUAUUUUUAACCUUGUUUUCUUUACUAUGAAAUGAAAUGUGCUCUGAAAAUAA